AUGAUCGAACCCGCAGCGGACUGUGCAAGGGGAGGCUUGCAUCCGCGGCUAACGAGCGUGUUUGAUUGGAAGGGUGGUGUGGCUAGGUGGAGGAGAUAUCCACGCGAGUACCACGAUGGCUCAAGAGAGUUUAUAACCAAAAAUGAAAGGAGGCAGCUGGACGAUACAACACCGCGCAAUGUGAUAGAGCGCGGGCUGCACUUAGCAGAUCCCCGCUGCCUGGGCGACGAAGGCAGACUGGUGGGUGUGGGCGAGGAAGUAUACGAUAAGAAUGAAGCAGGAGAAUAA
Molecule: messenger RNA, 288 nt
Organism: Histoplasma mississippiense
Lineage: Eukaryota; Fungi; Ascomycota; Eurotiomycetes; Onygenales; Ajellomycetaceae
Exons: 5
Coding region: 1-288 (95 amino acids)
Source: RefSeq, a predicted model, not a curated record